Ambispora gerdemannii is the source of this 687-nucleotide messenger RNA. NCBI's taxonomy places the organism in Eukaryota, Fungi, Glomeromycota, Glomeromycetes, Archaeosporales, Ambisporaceae. The record is from the annotation of a GenBank genome assembly.
AUGUUUGUUAAUAUCUUAUCUCUCAAAAUUCUUGCAUUAAACAUUCUAAAAAAUUCAUUCUCAAAAAAGAUUGCGGAAGACGUGAAUGUUCCGGAACUAGAUCCAUGCUCAUCAUGCAAUCAAGAACUUUUUUUGUAUGAAAUAAAAAAUCUAAUUACUAUACUCAUUUGUGAACAUAUUUAUCAUCACAAUUGCAUCGAAAAAUUCAUCAAAAAAUGCUCAAUAUGUCCAAGAUCUGAUUGCAAGAAAGAGAUAGAAUCUACGGUUGAUGCUACGUCUGAAAGUCAAAAUACCAACGAUUUGAUUGAUAUAUCUCUAACAUUAUAUACUGAUCUUCACUUUCCAAGUCUGUCCCAAUAUAAAUACUCAAGUUUGCCUGAAAAGCGUAUUAGUGAAUUUACCAAUAAAUCAUUCAGCAAGAAAGUGAAGAAGCAGAUUUCAAAGGAAGAUUCUCCUAUAUUAAAAAAACUUAUUGAGAAAUUAACAUCAAUGAUACCUGAAAAUUCUGGAAAAGCAAUAGAAGUCAACAAAGACACCAAUAAUUUUUUGUAUCAUUAUAGCAAAAUUACGCAAACUGAAUCUAAAAGUAAGAUAGCAAAUAGGAAAGUCAUUGAAAGUUAUUUUAAUUUUGGUGAAGCUAUGAAAAGAUAUUUUGAUCAUUAUAAGAAUCUAAAACAUGGAGAUUGA